Symbiodinium necroappetens is the source of this 966-nucleotide messenger RNA. The record is from the annotation of a GenBank genome assembly. Lineage: Eukaryota; Dinophyceae; Suessiales; Symbiodiniaceae.
GCGAUGUGGCUGCGCAUUCGCAAAAUCUCUGGGGAGGAGGUGGCCAGCUUGGAGACCACCGAGCUCCUGGAUGGCGAUGUCAGGACCCUUAAGGUGCAUCUCGAGCCUCGGCUUGCCGCCUCGCGCUUCCGGCUGCGCUUGCUCCGCCAGGGAGACCUCCUGGAGGACUGCCAGAAGCUCUCGGAUUUGGGCCUCUUCCUGGACCUCCAGGUUGUGAUUCUGCAGUUCUGUGAGGCUGCGGCGGAGGAGGUUCAAGCGCUUUUGGCUGCCAGUCGUGAGGACUUGGCGGAGAGAAUGGAGAUGCUCUUGGAGCAACCAUUGGAUCCCAACCUUGCCGACGACGAUGGGGACACACCCCUGGCCACCGCUGCCCGCAAUGGCAGCAGCGACUGUGCACGGCUCCUCCUGGAAGCCGGCGCGGACAGGGACAGGGCCUUCCGAGGAGCCAGCCCGCUCUGGUUAGCAGCUGCAAGGCGCCAUGCAGAGACUGUGAGAGUGCUGGUGCACGCGAGCGCCGAUAUUGAUCUGACCUACGAAGGUGCUUCUCCCCUCUGGUUUGCAGCACGGAAAGGUCAUGUGGAUGUUGUCCAGCUGCUCCUGCAGGCCGGUGCAAAUAAGGAAAAGACAAGCAUCUCGGGUAUCUCGCCUCUGUGGAUUGCUGCUGCAAAAGGCCACUUGGAAGUCGUCCGCUUGCUGCUUCAUUCCGACGCAGACAUGGAAAAGACGCCUUACCUGGGCACGACCCCGAUUCAGAUCUCCAUUGCGAGAGGCCACUUGGAAGUGGCACGUCUUUUGCAGGGCACCAAGGAGGUCGACCUCGACGAGGAAUCUGCAGCAGAGCCUGGCUUCGGUUAUCUGGACGCGGAGCGACUGCUGCAGAAAGCCGCGCGUGACGCACCCGGCGGAAUCCAAAGCUCGGCCUUCCGGGUGGCGUUGAAGAGGCCACGGCGCCACUGGGCCUUGUAG